AUGGCCAGCUUCCAACUGCCGACGCUCCAGAAGGACAACGACCUCUGGGGCCCCUCGGCCGAGUCGUCUGCCCUCCCCGCACAGCUCGAGGACAUUCCUUUCGCUCCCUACGCCAAGGGCGACAAGAUCGGCAGGAUCGCCGACUGGAACGCUGCUUCGGGUGCCAACGCCGACGGCGGUGCCCAGGGCGCCCGAGGCGGCAGGCAGGGACGCAACCGCGACGUCCAGCAGAGCUUCGGCGCCACUGGCGCCAACGCCUUUGCCUACUUCCACGGCGACGACGAGGCCAGCUUCAGCGUCGUGGACAACACGCGCACCGACUGGGACAAGCCGCAGCGCACCCGCGAGGCCUCGGUCACCGUGGGCCAGGACUGGGAGCAGCUCGAGGAGAUUGACUUUGCCAGGCUGGGCAAGCUCAAGCUCGAGGUCGAGGAGGCCGAGGACAUUUCGACCUACGGCACCCUCUACGAGUACGACCGCGCCUACGACCGCGUCAGCACAAAGGCCGAGAAGCCGCUCCAGUCGCUCGACCGCAUCCGGUACAGCCCGACGACGUCCGACGACCCCGUCAUCCAGGAGCUUGUCGCCAAGAGCGAUGCCCAGCUCUUCAUGACCGACUCGAUCCUCGCCCUCCUCAUGUGCUCCACCCGCUCCGUGUACCCGUGGGACAUCAUCAUCACGCGCACCGCCGACGGCAAGGUCUUUUUCGACAAGCGCGACGGCGGUCCGUUUGACUUCCUCACCGUCAACGAGAACGCGGCCGACCCGCCGAUGGAGAUCGACACCAAGGACGGCGACGCCGCGGCGCGGACGAGCCAGCUCAACACGCCCGCGGCCCUCAGCCUCGAGGCCACCUACGUCAACCAGAACUUUGGCUUCCAGGUGGUCAACGAGAAGAAGGCGCACCAGCUCGACAACGCCAACCCCUUCUACAGCGCCGACGAGAGCGAGCCGCUGGCCAGCUGCGGCUACCGGUACCGCAAGUUCAACCUGAGCUCCGACGAGGAGGACCCCGUCGAGCUCGUGGUGCGGACCGAGGUCGACGCCAUCCUGCCCGCCGGCGCCGGUGCCAAGCAGCAGUACAUCACCAUCAAGUCGCUCAACGAGUUUGACUCGCGGGCGCAGGGCGCCGGCGGCGCGCCCGACUGGCGCACCAAGCUCGACGCCCAGCGCGGCGCCGUCGUGGCCACCGAGAUGAAGAACAACUCGUUCAAGCUGGCGCGCUUCGCCGUCCAGAGCCUGCUGGCGGGCGCCGACAACAUGAAGUUGGGCUACAUCUCGCGCGCCAACCCGCGCGACGCCUCGAGGCACGUCAUCCUCGGCACGUCGUGGUACAAGCCGCGCGAGCUGGCGGGCCAGAUGGCUCUCAACCUCUCCAACGGCUGGGGCAUUGUGCGCACCAUUGCCGACCUCGCCCGCAAGGCGCCCGAGGGCAAGUACGUCCUGCUCAAGGACCCCAACAAGCCCACCGUCCGCCUCUACUCGGUGCCCGCCAACUUUGGCGAGGAGGACGACGAGGACGAGGACCGGAUCGACGAGGAGGCCGAGCAGGACCUCUGA
Pseudozyma flocculosa PF-1 is the source of this 1560-nucleotide messenger RNA. RefSeq lists its product as uncharacterized. Gene Ontology annotation, biological process: translational initiation. The record is from RefSeq and is a predicted model, not a curated record. Lineage: Eukaryota; Fungi; Basidiomycota; Ustilaginomycetes; Ustilaginales; Ustilaginaceae. The transcript has 3 exons. Gene Ontology annotation, cellular component: cytoplasm; eukaryotic translation initiation factor 3 complex. The coding region runs from base 1 to 1560 and encodes 519 amino acids. Gene Ontology annotation, molecular function: translation initiation factor activity.